Messenger RNA from Vittaforma corneae ATCC 50505, 2535 nucleotides. RefSeq lists its product as uncharacterized. Gene Ontology annotation, cellular component: FACT complex. The transcript has a single exon. Bases 1 to 2535 code for a protein of 844 amino acids. The record is from RefSeq and is a predicted model, not a curated record. Gene Ontology annotation, molecular function: nucleosome binding. Lineage: Eukaryota; Fungi; Microsporidia; Nosematidae. Gene Ontology annotation, biological process: positive regulation of transcription elongation by RNA polymerase II; transcription elongation by RNA polymerase II.
AUGAACGAAAUCCAAUUGGACAGCGGACUCUUCAAUUCAAGAUGUACUAAGAUUUCCAAACACAUUGCUGCGCCCCUCCUCCUCCUGUUGGGGAAGAGUUCGGAUGUACAGGAGUACAACAUGAACUCUGCACUCUUCCACUUUCUUCUUGGAUAUGAAUUCCCAGAAACAAUAAUCAUAGUACAGGAAAACCCAAUUAUUGUAACCUCUCCAAAAAAGGCAGUGAUCCUUCAGCAGAUAGAAGGACUGAAAAUAGUGAUAAAGAACAAGGAUGAUAGCAACAUCGAGAGCAUUCUGGACAUGUUCUCGGGGGUGUAUGCGGUUAUUGAUAAAGAUAAUAUAAAGGGUGAUCUUGCCGGGAAAAUUUUUUCAAGAGUGCGCACAAAGGAUGUAACCUCUGAUCUGCUCGAGAUACUCUCUGUUAAGGAGCAGGGUGAGAUUGAUUAUAUUUUCAAGUCAGGAAUUGCAGCUAAUUACCUAUUACAGAAGAGCAUCGAUUUGAUCAGGGAUGACGAGUUUUCUAGAGAUGCUCUUGAGGCAUACAUGGAUGACAGGAUCAGGGGUAUCGACAACUCUCUAAUUGAGUUUGCGUUUGAUCCUGAAUUUUCCUCCAAUCACCUACGAUUGGGCAUUAGAUAUCGUGGGUAUUGUACAGAAAUAGCAAGAAGGUUCAUGGAUGAUCUUUCCGAGCAGUAUGAGAUUCAAAAAUUUGUUCUUUCGCUUGUUAAGCCUGGUGUGUGUUCAUCAGAUGUUAUGUCCCAGGUCGAAAGCUUUUUAAAUUCUAAAGGAUAUACGUCCUACAGUGUGAGGCUUUAUACUGUUGGGUUAAUACAGUCUGAGCUGACUUUUGAAUCCAGCUUUAUAGUUAAAAACAAAAUGUGCUUCUGUUUAAAUAUUGACAAUUCUUUUUGCAAUACAUUUGUAGUCAACGAUCUUCCGAUAUUUGUUACGAAGAAGGACUUUGCGGAAGAUUAUUCGGUUACAAAGAUGAGAUUUCGCAACAAAAGUAAUGAUGCACAGCUCAUUGCCAGGAUCAAGGAACAUCAAAAAGAACUUCUGGAAAGUCUUGUGGAGGAAAAAGUUAAUUUCUAUAAGAUACACGGUGCUGAACAGAUCACUGAAAAAAAUGGUGUGAAAGAAAUAUCCACCUACCAGAAAGAUUCCUUAGUGCCUCGAUCUGACAAGAUCCAUCUCGACUGGGAUAAUUUCUUCGUUCUCGUACCUAUUCUAAGCUAUUCGGUGCCCUUUCAUAUCUCGACUAUCAAAAAUGUGUCUAUUGUAAAUCCAAAUGACGAGCCCCGACUGAGAAUUAAUUUUAAGGAAAGCAAAGAAAUAAAAGAGGCAUUUGACGUGAAUAAGGAAUGCGACACGAAGAUAAAGUUUAUUACUCUGAGAUGUGGCAAUGUCGAGGAUAUGAUUUCGCAGAUAAACGAAAUGAGGAAGGAGUUCAACAAACCCAAGAUUUCCCUGCCUACGCAGCCUGUGUUAAAGGAGAAGUUCAAGAAAUAUGCCUUGCCUGAGGUUUAUAUGAGGACAGACAAUAAGAGUGCCAACAAAAAGAUACUAGGAAACUUGGAACUUCACGAAAACGGAUUCAAGUACAAUGAUGUGAGUAUCCUAUUUUCGAAUAUCAAAAAUAUUUUUCUUCAGAUGGGCGAUAUUGAAAACCGCACAAUCCUCCACUUCAACUUGAAAGAACCCAUCUUGUUUGUAAAGCCGACAUCUAACGUGCAGUUUUUCAAGAAGUUUACGGUGGCAUGCCACGACACAUCAAAGAGAGAAGGUGAGGAUAUGGAGCUAAUGCGUGAGAAAGAGGAAGAAGAGGAAUUAAGCAGGAUCAACGCAGAGUUCGUUGCAUUUGUGGAGCGCAUUGAGCAGGAGACUAAUCUCAAGGUCCAAAUACCCGAAAGGGGGUUUUUGGGCGUUCAUUCUAGAGAAGCGGUGCCGUUUUAUCUUACGAAUGAAUGUAUAGUGAGUAUCCAUGAACUGCCCUUCUUUAUACUGAACCUCGAUGAGGUGGAGGUGGUCAGCUUUGAAAGAAUUACUUUCGUCACAAAGACCUUCGACUGUGUCUUUAUAUUCCACGACCGAUCUCAUCCACCGGUCAUGGUCGGAUCGAUUGAAACCACAAAGCUAGGCUAUCUCAAGGAGGUGUUAGAUUCCCACAACAUCUUAUUCAUGGAAAACAAGGUGAACAUCAACUGGAACAACCUUAUGCAUACAAUCAUGGAGGAUCCGUUAAGUUUUUAUGAGAGCGGCGCUUGGGCCGAGCUUUUAAGGGAAACAGAAGAGUCCGAGUCCGAGGAAUCUGGAAAGAGUUCAUCUUCGGCUUAUACUGAUGACGACGAAGAAAACGAUGACACCACUAGCUAUGAUGAAGAUGAGGAAGUACCUGCUUCUUCUGUAGAUUCAACAGAGGAGGAGGAUGAUUCCUACCUCGCAAGUGAUUCUGAAGACUAUGAUGAAUAUAGCGAUGAGGAGACUGAAAGCGAAAGUUCAGAUGAAAAACCCAAAAAGCGUAAAUCCAGAAAGUAA